AAACCAGAUCAGUUGGCAAUAACGAAGCCAGUAUCUGUCAUCGUGGCACGCGUAAAGAAUAAGUUGUGAUCUAAUUCAUUAACAUCACGCUGUGCGGAUAGCGUCCAAGUACCGCCAUUCGAUAGUUGUUUGGUGAUUUUCCAGUGUAAUUCCAAUUUGCAAGACCCGCGGAGCAGGUGCAAGUCUCGGCUGUGGAAAUGAAGGACCUCAUUCCAGGAAAGCUGACCCUGAAGUGGUGGGAACGUGAAAGCGUUCUCUAUGCUGACGACGGUGGCGGUGGAGGCAUCGGCACCGGUUUUGGCGCAACAGGCGCCGCCGGCAGCGAUGGUUUCCCCAGCAGUGCUGGCGGAGGUGGUGCGCUGAAUUUCCCAUCGAUUUUCCAGCCGAAUCAGCUGAUCGGAGCAGACCAAAACAACGACCCGGGUGGGGCAACCGGUGGCGGCGAUGGCAAAGGAAGGGGGCGCAAAAAGCUUCGACUGCUCAAACCGAAGCUGAAGCAAUUGUACGACGUGGAAGUGCUGCCAGUCGAGUACCUCGGGCCAAACAUUGAGUAUACUGUGAACCUCCCACGUGUCACCGCCCAGUUGGAGAAGCUGAUGGGGACCAACGUGGUCCGGCUGACGGACCGGAAGUACAUGCAGGAGCUGCAGCGCCGCAUCCAGCAGGAUUACAAUGUCACCCUGGAGAAGCGAAUCAGCGAACGUGAGCAUGAAGAGCUCGAGCGACAAAAGUACCUGAUUUUGCACGGCAAGUACGGCGCGCACAACUGUCCCCGGAAUCUGCUCCAGCUGCACAGCGUCGUUCUGGCGAAGGAGAUUGAACGCGAGCGUAACCUCAUCCUGUCCGGUGCCGGCGAUUCCGUCCCCGACGAGCUGAGCAGUUCGGUUUUCAGCGUGAACAAGAAAACCAACCAGCACAUCUGCAACAAGCGAGAGAAGCUUAAAACCAUCCGCGAGAAGAAUGCCGAACGGUUGAUCAAGCAGGGACUCCGCUGGGAGCGGGAACGUCUCCAGAUGGAGGAGUUUAACCGUCAGCAGGAGAUUGAGCGUCGUUCGCGUCGCGAAUCACUGCUGGAGAAGGAGAAGCUGUACAUGAUCGAGGACAACGAGCGUGCGCUGAACCUGCUCCGGAUGAAGACCAAGAAGGGACCGUGCCGGGACAUGGACCUGCGCUCGCUGCUGAUGCAACAACGCGUCGAGCUCGGUGAGAAGAUUCAGCAGCGUGACUUUGAGCUCAACAACUCCGACAAGCGCAUGGACUCGGAUCGUAGCAAGGAGAAGAAGAAGCGCCACCACAAGAAACAUGCCCCGAAGAAGGACGUGGACAUUGAUGUGCAGGUGUCCUCCCCGGAGGAGGGUUACAUCUCGAUGAACCAACCGGACGAUUCGCCCAGUGAGCUGGAGUCUUCGGUUAUGAUCCGCAUAGACAAGGACGGCAAGGGAGAAUCCGGGGACGAUUCGGACCAGCUGGAUGAGCCGAGUACGGCGGACGCUAGCGAAGCCGCUGGAGGGUCGGAAAACGACGACGGGGAUGCGUCGGAAGCGGCAGAAUCGGAAGCGUUGAAGGAGGAGAUGAACAAGGCGCUGGAGAAGAAGAAGGUCAAGGCUCGCAAUGAGGACCCGAAGAUUACGCGGUUGAAGGAGGCGGAUACUGUCAACGAAAUUUACAACAUUGCGGACGAGAUCAUUGUAUUGGAGAAGAAGAAGACCAAGAAAGGUUUUGGAAAGUAGAUAAAUUAAAUGUGGUUUGACACAGGUAGAACCGUAGUUUCUGUGCUGAUGGGAGGUGCAGUUUAAAUUGAUUGUGAUACCAAAUUUGAACAUGAAUAGUUUGAAUGUAUUAAAUGAUGGGUUAAUAAAUGUUGAUAUUUACUU
Messenger RNA from Culex pipiens pallens (northern house mosquito), 1874 nucleotides. RefSeq lists its product as uncharacterized. NCBI's taxonomy places the organism in Eukaryota, Metazoa, Arthropoda, Insecta, Diptera, Culicidae. The transcript has 8 exons. The record is from RefSeq and is a predicted model, not a curated record. The coding region runs from base 198 to 1730 and encodes 510 amino acids.